Messenger RNA from Callorhinchus milii (elephant shark), 2259 nucleotides. RefSeq names its product golgi SNAP receptor complex member 2 (gene gosr2). Lineage: Eukaryota; Metazoa; Chordata; Chondrichthyes; Chimaeriformes; Callorhinchidae. The transcript has 6 exons. Gene Ontology annotation, biological process: vesicle fusion; intra-Golgi vesicle-mediated transport. Gene Ontology annotation, cellular component: ER to Golgi transport vesicle membrane; SNARE complex; endoplasmic reticulum membrane. The record is from RefSeq and is a predicted model, not a curated record. Gene Ontology annotation, molecular function: SNAP receptor activity; SNARE binding. The coding region runs from base 52 to 690 and encodes 212 amino acids.
CCCCUGCCCAGGCCCCGGGCCCCGAGCUCUGGCCCUCUGACGGCCGCCGGGAUGGACGCCCUUUAUCAUCAGACCAACAAGCAGAUUCACGAGGUGCAGACUCACAUGGGGCGGCUGGAGAAGGCAGACCAACAGUCUGUUCACUUGGUGGAAAACGAGAUCCAAGCAAGAAUCGAUCAGAUUUUCAGCAACUUGGAGCGACUUGAAAUACUGACCAGCAAAGAGCCUCCCAACAGACGACAGAACGCCAAGCUUCGUGUGGACCAACUGAAAUACGACUGCCAGCACCUGCAGACAGCUCUGAAGAACUUCCAGCAUCGACGAUAUACCCGUGAGCAACAGGACAGGGAGCGAGAGGAGCUACUGUCACGUACAUUCACAACCAACGACGCCGAUACCUCAAUAGCAAUAGACGAGACCUUGCAGUUUAACACUUCUUUACACAAUGCACACAGAGGGAUGGACGAUCUUCUGGGGAGCGGGUCCUCUGUACUGAAUGGACUGCGGGAGCAGAGGAUGACACUUAAGGGAGCCCAGAAGAAGGUGUUGGAUGUGGCCAACAUGCUGGGAAUGUCUAAUACGGUCAUGCGGCUCAUUGAGAAGCGGGCUUUCCAAGACAAGUUUAUCAUGAUCAGUGGGAUGGUUGUUACCUGCCUCGUCAUGAUCUUGGUGAUCAAGUAUUUAACCUGAAUAGCGUUCGCCCUUCAGAAACCAGUCAGUAUUUCCGGGAAGAGACUGUUUUUCCUUUUCUUUCGGAAGUUUUCUUUCAGACGGCCUACCCCCAAUUUUGGGAUGAAAUACAGGCGGUUGGUCUGGACAUGUGAACCUUUUUCACAUGGUCAAGAUAUUGUGGAUCAAACGUCAGUCGCUUUGAUUAAAAACCUAACACUCCCAAUGGUAGUAAAGUGCUAGGUACUAAUUAUUUCUAUUGUCUCUUACCCAUCUCUUAGUGCUGGUGGAGAUGGUUCCUUCAACAUUGUGGUAAAGUUGACUUUAAUUGCGGUAAAUUCAGCUGCACGAGAGAGAGAAAAAGCCACCUUAAGUAAGCUUGCUUUCUUUAUCUCCUUCUCCAGCCCCUGAAACACGGUUAUUCCAGGUGACUGAAAUCAGAAUCAUUUCUUUUGAAUCCAAAUGUGGUGCAUUAGUACAUUCCCUGUCGCAGUCUGUCCCUCAGACCAACAGCCAGUGGCGAGGACUAGUCAUCACUGACAUGGUAAGGUGGUAGCUCAUUCCUUCAAUCCUUGAUUUGCUGAUCCCGGCCACCCUGAGAGUGGAGGAUGGAGAGGAGGGGAUCUGUUUCUUACCCUCCUCAUGGGAGGUAAAUUCAGGGGACAUCCCCCCCCCCCCAAGUUAGCCCGAACAUCCUGCCUUUCCUCUUGAUUAAAUAAUAACCUUUCACUUUACAAAUGUAAAAAACGUAAAUAAAUUACUCGUGGAAAUUUUCAACUGUUGCUGUUUGAGCCUGAGUGUAUUUAAGCCGGAGCCAUUGCCUUGUUGCUUGUGAUGCACUUGCUGGUGUAAGAUGUCUCGCUUACAGUUUCUGAUCCUGGGAAGAAGUCAGAAGAUCAUAGGUGCUGAGUCAGUUAGCCGGAGAGAAUGAGUUGAGAGGAAAUUGACGUUGCGAAUCUCUCUCUGUUGGAACAAGAUACGUGUGUAAAAUCUGCAGUAAAUGGGCACCUCAGUAAAUAAGAGUGCAAUAGGCUAGCCCCAGACUUAACAGCGAGGAGGUGCAUGUUUCGAAACCUGAUUCCCUUACUCUGUGCUAAGAUCAUGAUUAUCGAGCAAGUCACUCUUCCCUCUUACUGAAACGCGCAGCCACGUGUGAACGCAGCAUGCAUACCGUGGCCACGUGUUCUAAGAUUUCCGUUUGGCAGUCGGGGCAGUUACCUCUGCUUCGAACUGAACCAAGCGGGUGUUCCAUUUGAGCACCAGUCUCCUCAGUGAGUUAAAAAUGUUAUGUUUGUUCAACGUUCCAAUGACUUCCUCUCCUCAUCCUCUGGGCUGCUUCUAUAACUGGAACCUGCUAGGAUCCAUCAGCAUGAUGAGCUGUGUGUUAACAUUGCUGUACUUGGAACUCUUGUCAAACCAAUAAAUACAAAUUGUUUUAAUGGACUGUUGCUAAACUAGAUGAAGGACUGGGUCUGCCGCCUGAUUCCCGUCAUCAGUUGAGUUAGAAACUGUAUCUGGAUGUAUUUAUUCACCUAAAAGAUUGCUUGCUUGUUGUCUUUCAAUCGGAUUAAAACCUAGGUUAAAUCUUCA